UAUGGCUACGGCCCUAAGCAAAUAUAAAGGAGACCAUGCAGCUACGAAGAAAGAAGCAAUGGCAAAUCUGUUUCCUGUCUUCAGAACAUCAUUAAAUCAGAUACAAAAUUCUCUACCCUGGAGCUCUCAGACAUGCAGAGGGAUUAUAACAGCAAACCGACCUUCACACAGAUCUUUAUAGCCUCUUCAAUUGGUUUGUUCGUUGCAGCAGCAGUUCAUUAUCGUCUCCGGCAGAGAAAAAAUUGGAAGAUCAUGCCUCGUUUAAAGCAAAAGGCAGGAGGCAAAACUGAGAAGCUCGAAAGGUUCUCUCAUUAUGUAGCCAGGCAAAUGGGAUUCAAGGAUAGGAGAGAAUGUCCACACCUCUGCAAGUUAGCUGCAGAAUACAUCAGGAAGAGCGAAAGCUGUGAAGAAGAUAUAUAUGCUUUUUUUGCAGAUGAACUUGAAGCAGAUUCGCUUUUCGUGAAGCUUUUGGAGGAGUUUGAGAGGUGUAUUCUUAGCUAUUUCGCGUUCCACUGGAGCCAUGCUGAUCUUAUUCUGCAUCAGGUAUUGAGCGCUGAUGCGGAACCCAAAAGGAAGUUCAAGCAUAUUGUUAUGGCAGCAACAAGGGAACAAAGAUUCGAGAGGGUGACCAAGAAUUUGAAGGUUGCUAGGGUGUUCAAUACACUGGUAGAGGAAAUGAAAGCAAUGGGACUAGCAUCAAACGAUGACUCACAAUGCACAGAGGUCAUGGCUCCAGUGGCGCACUCUGAUAGAAGUCCAGUGCUCCUUUUCAUGGGUGGUGGAAUGGGUGCUGGGAAGAGUACUGUGCUCAAGGACAUUCUGAAAGAACCAUUUUGGGCAGGAGCAGCAGGAAAUGCAGUGAUUAUUGAGGCAGAUGCCUUCAAAGAGUCAGACGUCAUAUACAGAGCCCUUAGCUCCAGAGGACAUGCUGAUAUGAUCCAAACAGCUGAAUUGGUUCACCAAUCAUCCACAAACGCAGCAUCUUCUCUUUUGGUGACAGCACUGAAUGAAGGGCGGGAUGUGAUCAUGGAUGGCACUCUCUCCUGGGCGCCCUUUGUUGUGCAGACAAUAACAAUGGCCAGAAAUGUCCAUCGCAGACGUUAUCGCAUGGGAAUUGGUUAUAAAGAAGAAAGUGGCGGAACUAUAACUGAGAACUACUGGGAGCAAAUGGAAGAGGAACAGCCACUGCUAGAUGGACGCAAAAAGCGAAAACCAUAUAGGAUCGAGCUGGUUGGGGUUGUUUGUGAUGCUUAUUUAGCCGUUACCAGAGGUAUAAGGAGAGCUAUUAUGUGUAGAAGAGCAGUGAGGGUGAAUUCACAGUUGAAAUCCCACAAGAGAUUUGCAAAUGCAUUUCUAACCUACUGCCAACUAGUUGAUAAUGCCAGGCUAUACUGCACCAAUGCUUUGGAAGGCGCUCCUAAGCUGAUAGGAUGGAAAGAAAGAGACAAGACUCUGCUAGUUGAUCCAGAUGAAAUAGACUGUCUAAAAAGGGUUGGUAGCUUGAACGAGGCAGCAGACUCAAUAUAUGAGCUUUACAAGUCUCCUAACCCCGCUUGUGCUGUUGGUUCAAUUUGGAACGACAUAGUAUUAUCACCAUCAAGGUUAAACAUUCAAAAGGAGUUGAAGUAUUGCAUUCAGAAAGUAGAAAGAUCAAAAUCAUAAUCCAAUUAGCAAGGCAGAUCAAGUUCUGAGCUUUCUAAGAUUUGUGAAGCAAAAGAUCAGACAGAAGCAGGCAUAUGAUUUUCACCAUAUUUGUUAAAGGAAUACCCCACCUGGGUUGUACUAAAUAUGACUGAUCUACUAUUUACUGUUCCUCUUUUAAAUUUAUGCCUUUACUUUGUCCGGCCCA
Ricinus communis (castor bean) is the source of this 1849-nucleotide messenger RNA. RefSeq names its product calmodulin calcium-dependent NAD kinase. Gene Ontology annotation, molecular function: ATP binding; kinase activity. The transcript is spliced from 9 exons. Bases 133 to 1662 code for a protein of 509 amino acids. The record is from RefSeq and is a predicted model, not a curated record. NCBI's taxonomy places the organism in Eukaryota, Viridiplantae, Streptophyta, Magnoliopsida, Malpighiales, Euphorbiaceae.